Messenger RNA from Syzygium oleosum, 8067 nucleotides. Its product is annotated as histone-lysine N-methyltransferase ATXR3. The record is from RefSeq and is a predicted model, not a curated record. Lineage: Eukaryota; Viridiplantae; Streptophyta; Magnoliopsida; Myrtales; Myrtaceae. Bases 406 to 7713 code for a protein of 2435 amino acids. Gene Ontology annotation, molecular function: protein binding. The transcript has 20 exons.
AGACACACACAGCGGAAGAAGAAGAGGAGAAGGGGGAAAAAAAAAAAAAGAACACAGCGCACCGGAGAUUUUCCCCCUCGCGGCGGCGACGCCUUGUUCCCCCGCCGAGCCUCCGCCCGAUCCCCCGCCGCCCCUCCGCGCGCGCCAGAGUCUCCGCCGAGGCCCGGCUCCCUCUCUCUCUCUCUCUCUCUCUCGCUCUCUUCUGCUGCUGCUGCUGCCGCUGCUCCCCUCGGCCGCUCUGCCCGAUCUAGCGCGCGCCCCGGCCUCCUCGAUUUCUAGGGCUCGGACGCCGAGGGCUGGAACCGGAGCGAGAUAGGAGAAGGCGAAUUGUUGAAGCAUGAGCAUCGACAGCCCCGGGGGAGGGGAGAGCUAGGGUUUCCGAUUCCGGGAGGGGGCGGGAUUUCCAUGGGUGAUGGAGGAGUCGCAUGCAUGCCUUUGCAGCAUCGGCACAGCAUCAUGGACAGGCUUUCAGCACCGGAGAAAGCGCUCUGCGGAGGCAAUGGGUUCGGCACCAAGCCGCUCAAAUUGGAAGGUUCCCAGCCCAAGAAGAAGAUGAAGAAGGUCAAGAAGGUGGUCACCGUGAGGAAGGUGAGGACUUUGAAGAGUGAGGUGGCGUUGGCGAGGAAGGAUAAGGGCGGCCAGCAAGUCGAGAAUGGCGAGGCCUCUGCGGAUAAGGCGCAGAAUGAUGACGUGGAAGAGGGUGAAUUGGGCACUCUGAAGUGGCCAGCUAAGGAAGUGGAGAAUGGGGAGGUGGCGUCGGAGAAGAAGCAGCAGCAGCAGCAGCCGCCGCGUAAAACCGAGGCUGACAAGGAAGAGGCGGUUGCCGAGAAGUCGAGAAAAGGAGAACUGGAGCAUGGGGAAUACGUUUCUGGUAGACCGAGAAAGACGGAGGUGGAGAAGGAGGAGAUAGUUUUGGAAAAGAGCAGGAGAGGUGAAGCCGAGAAAGGCGAAUUCAGGCCCUGGAGAGGCUCCAUUGACGAUGUCGAGAAAGGAGAAUUCAUUCCUGACAGAUGGCGUAAAGGCGAAGCGACCAAGGAUGAUUACAGCUACGGUAGAUCACGCAGGUAUGAGGCUUUGAAUCACAAGGUUUGGAGGCGUGACCUCGACCAGACACCACCUUCGCAUUCGGGGAGUUCAGCGAAGUACUCCGGUGACGAUAAUUAUCGUAAGAAAGAAUUCAGCAGAAGCGUAUGUCAGCAGAGCAAGAAUUCUUUCAAGUGGGAGGUUGGCCAGGAGAAAAUGGUGAAACUGGGGUCGAAAGUUGUGGAUGAAAGCGGUUCGCACAGGGUUGACUAUCACAACGGUAAGAACCAGGGAAGAGACUACUUUCCCGGCAGUCGGCUGAAGCGCCAUGGACAUGAUGCGGAUUCGGAUAGCAGUGAUCGCGAUCGCAAGAACUAUGCCAAUUAUGCUGAUCAUGCAGGCUCGAAAAGCCGGAGGCUUUCUGAUGACGGUGUUCGUCCUGCGCAGCCAGAACACUAUUCUCGCCACUCUCCGGAAAGGCCUCAUAGAAAUUCUUCUUCUAUUAGGCUGUCUUCAUUUGACAAGCAUAUUUCCAAACAUCAUGAAUUUUCUUUAUCUUCGAGAGGAGCUUACGACAGACAUGGCCGCAGUCCAGUCCAGGCUGAUAGGUCCCCGCGUGGUCGAACUCGGUAUCAUGAUCACAGGGAACGGAGUCCAGUUCAUCACGAGAGAUCACCAUAUAACCGUGAGAGAUCUCCGCGUUAUCAGGGAAGAAUUUUAUCGAAUCGUGAUAAAUCUCCUUAUGGCCGCCAAAGAUCUCCAUAUGCUCGUGAUAAUGCCCCAUACAGCCGUGAGAAGUCUCCUUGCGGUCGUGAAAGAACGCCGUAUGCCCGUGAAAGGUCUCCCUAUGGUCGUGACAAAUCCCCAUAUGAGCGCAGCCAUCACUUUGAUCGCCGCAACAGAAGUCCUUAUGCAGAGCGGUCUCCGCAAGAUCGAGGUAGGAAUCGGGACCGCAGGGAGACACACCUAAAUAAUAACGAGCGGUCCCAGGUUGAUCGAGGUAGGCCCAAUAAUAAUCGCGAAACGAGCCAUAAGAGUGGAAAGGAAAAGCCUAAUAUUCAGCCGGGAAACAAAGGGGAAGAAGAGAAGCCAAAUGAACGGAAUUCUACUGGAAUGGGGGCCGAUAAUUCCAUCAAGGAAUCUGAUGUCAGAAUCAGUAUGCCCAAUACAGAUACAUCAUCUCACGAGGAGAGAAGUGGUAGCAUUCAAUCUCACAAGGAGGACCAGACUCAGAGUCCAAGUGUUGACUGCAAGGAAUCUCCAAAUGUCAAUGGGGUUCCUCCAGAAGAGCUGCUCUCCAUGGAAGAGGAUAUGGAUAUAUGUGAUACACCACCUCAUGUGCCUCUGGUGGCCGACUCAGCAGUGGGGAAGUGGAUUUACCUUGAUUAUCUGGGUUUUGAACGUGGCCCUUCGAAACUCUGCGAUCUCAAGUCACUUGUUCAAGAUGGUGUUCUUCAUUCGGAUCACUUUAUUAAACACAUGGAUAGCGACAGGUGGAUGACUGUUGAAAAUGCAGCUUCCCCUUUGGUAACUGUGGCUUUUCCAUCUAUAGUAUCAGAAAGUAUAACGCAGCUGGUAGAUCCUCCAGAAGCUCCUGGUAACCUGUUGGACGAUACUAUCGAUGGUGGUCAAUCUGGUAGUCUGACUGUUGAAGAAAUGCAGUUGCCUGUUGCAACUGAGCCUCUGGAAGAUCUUUGCAUUGACAAAAGAGUUGGACUUCUGCUUGACGGUUUCACUUUUAUUCCAGGGAGGGAACUUGAAACUAUUGGAGAAGCCUUGCAGAUGACAUUUGAGCAUCAACAAUGGGAGGAAUGUUCUAGCCCUGAAGAUUUUUUCUGGCAUCGAGCUUGCAUUGGAGAAAGACCAAAUAGGGUGGCAGAUGAUGCAUCAAGAUGUUCUGAUGUUGCAUCAGCUGACUUAAGGGAAAGUUCAGUCUCGGACAAAGAUUUCUCAUUUGUCCAUGGUGACUCUAGCGAUUGGUUUUCCGGCCUCUGGUCAUGCAAAGGUGGAGAUUGGAGAAGGAAUGAGGAAGCUGCGCAAGAUAGAAUUUUGAGAAAGAAAAUUGUAGUGAAUGAUGGUUUUCCCCUAUGCCAAAUGCCAAAGUCUGGUAAUGAGGAUCCUAGGUGGCAUCAGAAAGAUGAACUAUAUCAUCCUUUGCUGGCCAGAAGGCUUGACUUGCCUCCAUGGGCAUUUAGUUGGCCAGAUGAGAGGAGCGAGAAUGACCCGGCUAGCAGAUUGCAAGUUAAGCCUGCUAUCAUGCGUGGUGUCAAAGGUACAAUGUUAUCUGUGGUCAGGAUAAAUGCAUGUGUUGUGAGAGAUCAGGGUUCUUUUGUUUCUGAACCUCGAAUGAAAGCCCGGGCAAAGGAGAGGUACUCUUCGAGGUCUGCUCGGUCACAUUCUUCAAGUUCUGAUGCCAAGAGAUCCUCUGUAGAAACUGAUUCCCGGUCAAGAUCUAUUGAUGAACACAGCGUGCGGGGCUCGAGGAAGAGCAUUGUGACCAUAAACACUCCAAAGGACCGAGUAUGCAUUGUCCAUGACCUGCAAUUGCAUUUAGGUGAUUGGUACUAUUUUGAUGGAGCUGGACAAGAACAUGGGCCUUCUUCAUAUUCAGAGCUUCAGGAGCUAGUUGAUGGAGGUACCAUUCAGAAAUAUACCAGUGUUUUCAGGAAAUUUGAUAAACUCUGGGUUCCGGUGACAUCGGCUGGUGAGACUUCGGAAACUUCUGUUAAUAUACAACAGGAGAAGAGUUCUUAUGGUGGUUCUUCUGGACCUGCUUUUCCACAAUUGAAAGAUGGUAUGAUUGAAAGCAGUAAGGCUGCCUCUUCGUUCCACAGUAUGCACCCACAAUUUAUUGGUUAUAUGAGGGGAAAGCUACAUGAACUAGUGAUGAGAUCUUAUAAAAGUAGGGAGUUUGCUGCCGUGAUUAAUGAGGUAUUAGAUCCAUGGAUCAGUGCCAAACAGCCAAAGAAAGAGAUUGACAAGCAGAUUUAUCGAAGAUCAGAUGCUGACUACCAUGCUGGCAAACGAGCACGUCGUUUGAAUGACGAAACCGAAGAAGAGAGUGACAAUGAAGAAGUCGCUGAGAGAAUUCAGAGGGAUGACAUCUCAUUUGAGGAUCUAUGUAAUGGCAAUGCUUUCAAUCGGGAAGAAAUUGUUUCUUUAGAAAAUGGGUUGGGCUCUUGGGGUUUAUUGGAUGGUCAUGUGCUUGCUCGAGUUUUCCAUUUUCUUAGGUCGGACAUGACAUCCCUUGCCAUUGCUUCUUCUACUUGUAAGCAGUGGAGGGCUGCAGUAAGGUUUUACAGGGAUAUCUCCCGACAGGUUAAUUUGUCAUCGCUGGGUCAUAGCUGUACUGACUCAAUAAUCUGGACAGUCAUGAAUGUUUAUGACAGAGAAAAGAUAAAGUCACUGAUAUUGACUGGAUGCACCAAUAUAACUCCAGGCAUGCUCGAAGAUAUUUUGCGUUUGUGUCCUUGUUUAUCUGACAUAGAUAUCAGAGGUUGCAGUCAGCUUGAGGACUUGACCCUAACAUAUUCCAACAUAAAUUGGGUGAAGAGCCGAAAGAAAUUUGGGGAUACGCACUUCAAAAUGAGGAGUCUAAACCAGUUAACAGACAGAAACUCAGCAUACUCUGGAGCAAAGGGUACAGGUGGUGACGUCGAUGAUUUUAGUGAUUUGAAAGAUUAUUUUGAUAGUGUGGAUAGGAGAGAUUCAGCUGGUCAUUCUUUCCGCCGAGGGUUCUAUAAGCGUUCCAAAUUAUUCGAUGCGAGAAAAUCCUCCUCCAUUCUAUCAAGGGAUGCACGUGUGAGGCGAUGGGCUGUUAAGAAAUCUGAAAAGGGGUACAAGAGGAUAGAGGAGUUUCUUGCUUCUAGUCUGAAGGACAUCAUGAAGCAAAACACUUUUGAUUUCUUUAUGCCCAAGGUUGCUAAAAUUGAAGAGAAAAUGAAGAAUGGUUAUUAUAUUCGCAAUGGGAUUAGUUCUAUCAAGGAGGAUAUUCGUCGAAUAUGUCGGGAUGCCAUAAAAGCAAAGACUCGUGGUGAGACAGGGGAUAUGAACCAUGUCAUAUCAUUAUUUAUCCAACUCGCCACUCAUUUGGGAGAGAGAGAUGACUCAUCGGAAGGGUUCUCUGCUUCAUCGAAGUAUAGACGGAAAGUAAGCAGAGCUGAUAGUGAGAGAAAAUAUGCAAGUAGGAGCAAUGGUUCCUCCUUUGUGAAUGGUGCUUUAAAUGAUGGGGAGUAUGCUUCUGAUCUGGAAAUUAGAAGGCGUUUAUCCAUAUUGAAUAAAAAAUCAAUGGAUUCAGAUAGUGACACAUCUGAUGACUUUGGCGGAUCUUCUCAAAGUAGCAAGUCUGAAAGUGAGACUACUGUUUCUGACACAGAAAGUGACUUGGGAUUGCGGCAAGAUCGAUCUGUGCUCUCAAGCUCAAGAGAAGAUGGCAAUUUCAUGGCGGAUGAGAGUAUCGAUGACGACCGUGAGUGGGGUGCCCGCAUGACAAAAGCAAGCCUUGUUCCUCCUGUUACGAGAAAAUAUGAAGUUAUUGAUCAGUAUGUCAUAGUAGCUGAUGAGGAUGAUGUGAGGCGUAAGAUGCAGGUAUCUUUACCAGAGGACUAUGCUGAAAAACUCACUGCUCAGAAGAAUGGAGCUGAGGAGGUGGAUAUGGAACUUCCAGAAGUCAAAGACUACAAACCGAGAAAGCAGCUAGGGGAUGAAGUGAUAGAGCAAGAAGUGUAUGGAAUUGACCCCUAUACGCAUAAUCUUUUACUUGAUUCAAUGCCAGAGGAAUUGGAUUGGACUCUCUUAGACAAGCAUUUAUUCAUUGAAGAUGUACUUCUUCGUAGUCUGAACAAACAAAUCAGGCACUUUACAGGCACCGGAAACACUCCAAUGAUUUAUCCUUUACAGCCUGUUAUUGAAGAAAUUGAAAGGACGGCUGAGGAUGAUCACGAUAUGCGGACUGUGAGAAUUUGUAGGUCUAUCUUGAGGGCCAUUGAUAGCCGUCCAGAAGACAAAUACGUCGCUUACAGAAAGGGGCUUGGCGUUGUCUGCAACAAAGAAGAAGGAUUUGGUGAAGAUGAUUUUGUGGUGGAGUUCUUGGGAGAGGUCUAUCCUACCUGGAAAUGGUUUGAGAAGCAAGAUGGUAUUCGAUCAUUGCAAAAGAACAAUAAGGAUCCUGCUCCAGAGUUCUAUAAUAUUUAUCUUGAGAGGCCAAAGGGUGACGCUGAUGGUUAUGAUUUAGUUGUUGUUGAUGCCAUGCAUAAGGCAAACUAUGCAAGCCGAAUCUGUCACUCUUGUCGUCCUAAUUGUGAAGCAAAGGUCACUGCAGUCGAUGGACAGUAUCAAAUUGGAAUAUAUUCUGUACGCAAAAUCCAAUAUGGCGAGGAGAUUACAUUUGACUACAAUUCGGUCACAGAGAGUAAAGAGGAGUACGAAGCCUCUGUUUGUUUGUGUGGUAGCCAAGUCUGUCGUGGGAGCUAUCUCAAUUUGACUGGAGAGGGAGCUUUUCAAAAGGUAUUGGAGGAAUGGCAUGGGAUUUUGGAUAGACAUCAGUUAAUGAUAGAGUCUUGUGAGGAGAACUCGGUGUCUGAAGAAGAUUACUACGACUUGGGAAGGGCGGGUUUGGGCAGUUGCUUGCUAGGCGGGCUGCCGGCUUGGCUAAUUGCUUAUUCUGCUCGCUUGGUGAGGUUUAUAAAUUCUGAAAGAACAAAACUUCCUGAGGAGAUUCUUAAGCAUAAUUUGGAGGAGAAGAGGAAAUAUUUUCUGGAUAUUUGCCUUGAAGUAGAGAAGAGUGAUGCCGAAGUUCAGGCUGAGGGUGUCUAUAAUCAGAGGCUUCAAAAUUUGGCUGUUACUCUAGACAAGGUGCGGUAUGUAAUGAGAUGUAUUUUUGGAGACCCAAACAAGGCUCCACCUCCGCUGGUAAGGCUCAGUCCUAAAGAAGUAGUUUCCUUCCUCUGGAAAGGAGAAGGAUCGCUGGUGGAGGAACUUCUUCAGUGCAUGGCUCCUCACGUGGAUGAUAAUGUGCUAAAUGAUCUCAAGUCAAAGAUUCGUGAUCAUGAUCCUUCUCGUUCAGAUGACAUCCAGAAAGAGCUAAAACAAUCCUUAUUGUGGUUGAGGGAUGAGAUCCGCGAUCUUCCAUGUACUUACAAAUGCCGGCAUGACGCUGCCGCUGACUUGAUCCAUGUCUACGCUUACACAAAGUGCUUCUUUAAAAUACAGGGAUAUAAAUCUGUGACGUCCCCACCAGUUUACAUUUCUCCGCUUGAUUUGGGCCCAAAAUUCAGUGAUAAGUUGGGCCCAGGUUCUCAUGAGUAUCGCAAGACAUAUGGAGAGAAUUACUGUUUAGGACAACUUAUUUUUUGGCAGAUCCAGACAAACACCGAGCCAGAUGGUAGCCUUUUUAGAGCAAGUAGGGGAUGCCUGUCGUUACCUGAUAUUGGUUCAUUUUAUGCCAAGGUCCAGAAGCCGUCACGACAGCGUGUUUACGGCCCAAAGACGAUGAGAUUUAUGCUGGGACGAAUGGAGAAACAGCCCCAGAGACCGUGGCCGAAGGACCGGAUAUGGUCAUUUAGCAGCUCUCCCAAAGUGUUUGGGAGCCCAAUGCUCGACGCGGUAUUGAACAACAGUACGAUGGACCGAGAGAUGGUGCAUUGGCUGAAGAACAGGCCCAUGGUGUUUCAGGCAAUGUGGGAUCGGUGACCUCCUCAAUUUCUGCAUUCAGGGGAAGAGAAAGACGGCACCGCGAAUAACUAACCUGACAACAACUCGUGUUUCCCGGUAGCUCCCAAGAUAACUUCACAGCUCGGUUCGGCGGCCCCCUGAUAAAGCGGGAGGAGGGGGUGGUGCUGCUUCCCCUGGCAUCAUUAUUGUGUACAGUCUCUUUCUUAUUGUUUUUCUCUCCCUGCCUCUCUCUUUUUUUACCUCUGUAAUCUUGUAAUUCAUCAAUUAGUGGUAGUGCAUUUUUUGUUUUUAAUCUUGGGUAUAUCUGUAAUCUAAAAAUAGAAACAAAAGGGAAAGAAGUAGUCUAGUGCAUCGUCAUUCUUUUUAUCUGCC